Molecule: messenger RNA, 2460 nt
Organism: Cryptomeria japonica (Japanese cedar)
Lineage: Eukaryota; Viridiplantae; Streptophyta; Pinopsida; Cupressales; Cupressaceae
Product: cation/H(+) antiporter 19-like
Exons: 3
Coding region: 1-2460 (819 amino acids)
Biological process (GO): proton transmembrane transport; regulation of pH
Cellular component (GO): endomembrane system; membrane
Molecular function (GO): antiporter activity
Source: RefSeq, a predicted model, not a curated record
AUGAAGACUUCAUCUAAUGGGGUAUGGCAAGGAGAUAAUCCAAUUCAUUUUGCGUUCCCUCUGCUCAUUCUGCAGAUCUGUAUUGUGCUUCUUGUUACUCGGACGCUCGCUGUUUUGCUAAAGCCAUUGCGUCAGCCUCGGGUCGUAGCAGAGAUCAUCGGAGGAAUCAUUCUGGGCCCAUCUGUUAUAGGACGCAGUGAGUCCUAUAUGAAAACUUUUUUCCCCAAGAAAAGUACCCCCGUUCUUGAAACCGUUGGCGAUAUCGGACUUUUAUUCUUUCUCUUUCUAGUUGGGCUGGAGUUGGAUUUCGGGGCCAUUAAGCGAACAGGAAGAAAAGCUCUGGCAAUUGCAGCUGCUGGAAUCACUGUACCAUUCGUAGCUGGGAUUGGGAUUGCUUUUAUACUCAAGGCAACCAUUUCAAAAGGUGUGGAUUAUGGCGCCUUCCUUGUCUUCAUCGGUGUUGCAUUGUCUAUCACUGCUUUCCCUGUGCUUGCCAGAAUACUUGCAGAGCUCAAACUUCUUACAAGAGAUGUGGGUCAGAUGGCCAUGUCUGCAGCAGCUGUCAAUGAUGUGGUUGCUUGGGUUCUCUUAGCCAUUGCUGUUGCUCUGUCAGGUUCAGGCAAAAGUCCGGUCAUACCAGUUUAUGUUCUGCUCAGCGGUGUAUUAUUUGUGGCUUUCAUGAUGCUUGCAGUGAAGCCCAUGAUGGCCUACAUGGGCCGCCGGUCACCUGACAAUGAGCCUGUGAGUGAGCUUUUUACCUGUAUAACUCUUGCAGGUGUCUUGGCGUCUGGGUUUGUAACAGAUGCAAUCGGUAUUCAUUCAAUCUUCGGAGCUUUUGUAUUUGGAUUGACAAUACCCAAAGAGGGCCCCUUUGCGGGCAUGCUGAUUGAAAAGAUUGAAGAUUUUGUGGGUGUCCUGCUUUUGCCUCUGUAUUUUGCUUCCAGUGGGUUGAAGACAAACAUUUCGGCUGUUAAUGGUGCUCAAUCAUGGGGUCUCCUUGUUUUGGUGAUGCUGACUGCUUGCGCUGGGAAGAUCUUGGGAACGCUUUUUAUUGCUUUAGCACACAAGGUUUCCUUCCGUGAAUCACUCACCUUGGGAUUCCUGAUGAACACCAAAGGGCUGGUGGAGUUGAUUGUCCUUAACAUUGGUAAGGAGAGGAAGGUUUUGAAUGAUGAGGUGUUUGCCCUCCUGGUGCUGAUGGCUCUGUUCACAACAUUCAUUACUACCCCACUUGUAAUGGCCGUAUACAAGCCGGCAAGGAAGCAAGUCCCCUACAAAUACCGGAAGCUACAAAGAGACAAAGCAAAUGACAAGCUCCGGAUUCUGGUCUGUGUCCAUGGUACCAAGAACAUCCCCGCCAUCAUAAACUUAAUGGAGGCCUCCAGAGGAUCCGGAAAAUCUGUCCUACGACUCUAUAUAGUGCAUCUCGUAGAGCUCUCUGAAAGGUCUUCAUCCAUCAUGCUGGUUCACAAGACAAGGAAAAAUGGCCAACCUUUCUGGAACAGGAACAGGUCACAUGAAGACCAGAUAGUAAUCGCCUUCGAUGCAUUUGAGCAGCUGAGCAAAGUGCAAGUAAGACCCAUGACUGAAAUCUCUGCAUUUCAAGACAUGCAUGAAGAUAUCUGCAAUGUUGCAGAAGAAAAGAGGGCUGCAAUGAUUAUUCUGCCCUUCCACAAAGAACAAAGAGUAGAUGGAGUCCUGGAGUCUGUAGAUGCAGGAACAAGGGCAGUGAACCAGAGGGUAUUGAAGCAUGCUCCUUGCUCUGUUGGCAUUCUGGUGAACAGGGGUCUUGGAGGCCAGUCCCAGCUGGCACCUUCCAGUGUCUCCCAUAAUGUUGCAGUGCUUUUCUUUGGAGGCCCAGAUGACCGCGAGGCUUUAAUCUAUGGGAGAAGAAUGGCAGAGCAUCCUGGUAUCAAAGUAUCAGUUAUAAGGUUCCUACCUGACAGAGAGAUGGAUCACAUUGCACUCAAUUUAACCCCACUUUCUCCAUAUGACCAUGAUAAGCACCCACAGUCAUACGAAUUCUCUACUGCAGAGAUGAACAGGGAGCAGGAAAGAACAUUGGAUGAGGAAGCUCUAGCUGGUAUUACCAAUGACGAGAACGACUCUGUUUCAUCGAUUCCCAAGAAAGCUCUAGCUGGUAUUACCAAUGACGAGAACGACUCUGUUUCAUCGAUUCCCAAGAAAACCCAAGCUUAUGCUGACGAUGCAAAGGGCUCUAUUGUGUAUACUGAGCAGCAGAUCAGUAACACGGUGGAGUCUGUCCUUUCAAUUGGGAAGAGCAAUGAAUAUAAUUUAAUCUUGGUUGGCAUAGGGCGCUUUCCUUCUCCUCUUGUGGCAGAUUUGGCUGAUAGAACUGCAGAGUGUGCUGAAUUGGGUCCAAUUGGGGAUCUGCUGGCUUCAUCAACAAUCCAAAUCACUGCUUCGGUGCUUGUAAUUCAGCAACAUGUUAAAUUUUGA